CUUACUUCCAAAUUAAGAUUCUGCAUUGAAGUAGGAAUUAUCCUCGUUUAUGAGUUGUAUAUCCAAACAAUUCACAUAUAUAUCUUAAGAACUGUGAACUGAUUUAAUCUAUCCCGUAACCUUUCUGAUUCUCUUGAUUUGAAAAUUUCAAUGGAGCACUUGUCUCUGCCCGAUAAAUCUUACUUUCUUGGAUUCGACAGUUCUACGCAGUCUCUGAAAGCAACUGUGUUAGACUCCAAUCUCAACAUUGUUGCCUCAGAAUUAGUUCAUUUUGAUUCUGAACUGUCCCAUUACAAAACCCAAGAUGGAGUUUACCGUGAUUCUUCUAUCAAUGGUCGAAUCGUUUCCCCCACAUCCAUGUGGGUGGAGGCUCUGGAUCUCAUGCUACAAAAGCUAUCGAAAUCGAAAUUGGAUUUCGGUAAUAUUGCUGCAGUCUCUGGCAGUGGACAACAACAUGGUAGUGUUUACUGGAAAACUGGAAGUUCUACAAUCUUAUCUUCAUUGGAUCCUCAGAAGCCGUUAGUAGAUCAGCUGGUGGAUGCCUUUUCCAUUAAAGAAUCACCCAUAUGGAUGGAUAGCAGCACUACUACUCAAUGUCGGCAGAUCGAGGAAGCGGUCGGGGGAGCUUUAGAAUUGUCUAGACUUACUGGCUCGCGAGCUUAUGAAAGAUAUACUGGACCCCAGAUCAAGAAGAUAUAUGAAACUCAGCCUGAAGUUUAUCAAAAUACUGAAAGGAUUUCCCUUGUUAGUUCUUUUGUGGCGUCUCUUCUUAUUGGAGCUUAUGCCUCCAUUGAUGAAACUGAUGGUGCAGGAAUGAAUUUAAUGGAUAUUAAGCAAAGAGUCUGGUCUAAGAAAGUAUUAGAGGCCACUGCCCCUGGUUUGGAGGAGAAACUUGGGAAGCUAGCCCCUGCCUAUUGUGUGGCUGGUUAUAUUGCUCCAUAUUUUGUUAAGAGAUAUAACUUUAAUCACAAUUGCUUGGUUGUUCAGUGGUCAGGAGACAAUCCCAACAGCCUUGCAGGUCUAACUCUUAAUACUCCUGGGGAUCUUGCAAUUAGUCUUGGCACAAGUGACACUGUAUUUGGGAUUACUAGUGAUCCACAACCUAGGUUAGAGGGACAUGUUUUUCCAAACCCUGUAGACCCAGAGAGCUACAUGGUAAUGUUGGUUUACAAGAAUGGAUCAUUGACACGUGAAGAUGUUCGCAACCGCUAUGCAGAGAAGUCUUGGGAUACAUUCAAUAAAUUUCUGCAGCAAACACCUCCUCUAAAUGGUGGAAAGAUUGGAUUUUACUUUAAGGAACAUGAAAUUCUUCCACCUCUUCCAGUUGGUUUUCAUCGGUAUAGCCUUGAAAAUUUCAAGGUUAACACUGUAGAGGGAGUGACCGAAAAUGAGGUGGAUGAAUUUGAUCCUCCUUCAGAGGUACGAGCACUGAUUGAAGGCCAAAUCGUGUCGAUGCGAGCUCAUGCUGAAAGAUUUGGGAUGCCUUCACCUCCAAAUCGGAUCAUUGCAACUGGAGGAGCUUCAGCAAAUGAGACCAUCCUUUCCUCCAUAGCUUCAAUAUUUGGCUGUGAUGUCUAUACAGUUCAAAGAUCUGAUUCGGCUUCGCUCGGGGCAGCAUUGAGGGCUGCUCAUGGUUGGUUGUGCCACAAGAAGGGGAAUUUUGUACCUAUCUCUAUCAUUUACAAGGACAAGUUAGAGAAGACAUCUCUGGCCUGCAAGCUUUCAGUGGCUGCUGGAGAUCAGGAUCUGGUUUCCAAAUAUGCUCUUUUGAUGAAGAAGAGAAUCGAAAUUGAGAACCGUCUUGUCCAGAAGUUUGGACGAUGCUGAAACUAUGGAAGGCUGCUGCUCAUUCUUGUUUAUAGAUUAUGAAUGGAAUUCCAAUGAAACGCCUUCCAUUGGGCCAUAGGAAUAAUAUCAAUCAAAGAGAGCAAUUUGGUCAGUAGGAAUGAAUAAAAAGCUUAGUGUUUACUUCAGCGGUAAAUAAAAGAAUGCCUUUUCUUUUGGAAAGCUUUGGGACUAAUGAUUGGUUUCUCAUUCAGUUAUUUAUGUAUAUAAUAACAAGUUAUUUGUGCUUCAUUCUA
Benincasa hispida (wax gourd) is the source of this 2081-nucleotide messenger RNA. RefSeq names its product xylulose kinase-2 (gene XK-2). Gene Ontology annotation, biological process: D-xylose metabolic process; xylulose metabolic process; phosphorylation. Gene Ontology annotation, cellular component: cytosol. Gene Ontology annotation, molecular function: D-xylulokinase activity. The record is from RefSeq and is a predicted model, not a curated record. NCBI's taxonomy places the organism in Eukaryota, Viridiplantae, Streptophyta, Magnoliopsida, Cucurbitales, Cucurbitaceae.